Molecule: messenger RNA, 664 nt
Organism: Suillus plorans
Lineage: Eukaryota; Fungi; Basidiomycota; Agaricomycetes; Boletales; Suillaceae
Exons: 5
Coding region: 72-512 (146 amino acids)
Biological process (GO): transmembrane transport
Cellular component (GO): plasma membrane
Molecular function (GO): transmembrane transporter activity
Source: RefSeq, a predicted model, not a curated record
GUCUUUCUAUUCUUUACGCAUCUAUAGGGACUCCAUAAUGCGCUAGUGCUGUUUUUGGGCCAAAGCUUGGCAUGCGAGCUAUGGUACAAGCAAGGUUCUCAUGGGGCUAUUUUGGUGCCAUCAUACCGGCCGUUCUGAAUGUUCUCUCCUUGGAAGGCUUCCUGAUUCUAAACUGCAUUAUUGGCGGACAAACGAUAGCUAGCUUGUCUUCUCAACUUGAUGAUACUCUUGGUAUCGUCAUCCUCGGUAUCAUAUCUCUUGUGAUCACUUUCUGCGGAUACCGCGUCAUCCAUUGGUACGAAAGUGUCGCCUGGAUCCCGAAUGUAAUUGCUUUUAUCGCCAUGUUGGCUGUCGGUUAUCCACAACUACGCGAAAACCUGUCGGCUCCCGUCCCUCCAGCAACACCUGCUAAUGUCAUGUCUUUUGCGUCCUUUCUCGCAUCUAACAUUAUUGGCUGGUGUCCCAUGAUCCCUGAUUAUGGCGUAUACCAUAGCCCCGAUGCUUCUUCGUGAGCUUUCCCAGGUCAUCACCAGGACUCUACUUGACAUUUCGAUAGUGCUAGAAUUUUUAUUUACACAUAUCUUGGGUUCUUCGUAUCUAAUGUGACUGGUCAGGUUCUGGGUGCCGCAUUCGCAGCAGCAGCUCCGAGUGUGCCUGCUUGGAA